Molecule: messenger RNA, 597 nt
Organism: Ambispora gerdemannii
Lineage: Eukaryota; Fungi; Glomeromycota; Glomeromycetes; Archaeosporales; Ambisporaceae
Source: the annotation of a GenBank genome assembly
AUGACAACUUCAUUUGAUGAGUGUUCAUAUUUUGAAUCCGAGGAAGAAUAUGAAAAAAAAUCCAUUACGAAGAAACGAUCAAAGGAUCAGAGGAAAAAUUCAUAUUCUGAAAUAGAAGAUUACUCAAAAAAGUCUAUAUCAACAAGAUUUUUAGAUGAAGUGAAAGAAAAUUUGGAAAAUGCAAUAAGUGAUUUAAAAAUACCAUUCAACGUCAACGAUUACUUUCCCGAAAUGACUGACAAGAAAAUCAAAAAAGAAUUGCAAAUCAAAGAUAUAAUAAUCGUUAAAGAUGAAGUUUUCACCGUCGAAGAUAUCGAAAUUACAAUGCAAAGAGUUAAAGAGAUAGAGACACAGUUGGAUGAAUAUGCCAAGAAAUAUUCUAAUGAGCGCAAAAAGACAGAAUUGUUUCAUAAGGAAAUUAAAAGUGAAAUUGAUAAACUUAUAACAUUUUUGGAGGAUUAUUUAAAACAAAAACAGUGUGAUCCCAGAAUAUUUUUGGAUGAGUAUGCUUAUGACGAAACUAUUGUUUCUUGGCAAACAAAUUUAAUGAUAGCAAAAAGUAGAACGCCGGAUGUUUACAUGCUAGCCAAAUCCUAA